Molecule: messenger RNA, 576 nt
Organism: Kwoniella botswanensis
Lineage: Eukaryota; Fungi; Basidiomycota; Tremellomycetes; Tremellales; Cryptococcaceae
Exons: 3
Coding region: 1-576 (191 amino acids)
Source: RefSeq, a predicted model, not a curated record
AUGAAAUUCACCACUACCGCUCUGUUAACCCUCUUACCUGCCAUCUUGGCUGAACCCGCUCCAGCGUCUCCAAACUUCCAGAUUGGCAAAGCUGGUGCAGAACGAAACGUUGGCAUUGAAGCUAGACAAGUCGGUAGUGUUGUAGGUGAUGCGACCAGCGCUCUCGGAGCCGGUACCGGAGGACUGGGAAGUGUUAUCGGUGACGCCACCAGCGCUGUCGGUGCUGCUACUUCAGCAGCGGGAAGUGUCGUUGGUGAUGCUACUAGUGCUGUUGGGGCUGGUACCUCAGCAGCAGGAAGUGUAGCUGGACAAGCCACUUCGGGGGCUGCAUCGGUCGCUGGAGCAGGAACUUCAGCCGCUGCGGGGGCUACCAGUGCUGCUGGAUCUGCUGCCGCCGGUGCGACUUCCGCCGCUGGUUCUGCCGCUAGUGGAGCUACCUCUGCUGCUGGAUCUGCUACUUCUGCCGCUGCAUCCGGCUCAGGCUCGUCAGCUGGCCAACUGGUCUACUCCCCUGGAAUGUGGUCCGCCUUCCUUGGUGGUGCAGCUGCCAUUGGAGUAGCUAGAGUUUUAGCUUAA